AUGGAGAAAGCAGGCGAUACCUACAACAGUCAUGCGGCUGAGGAAGCCGGUUUCUCGUCUGCCCCAACGGGUCUCCCGAAGUCCACAAGUGGUAGCACAUUGCCUCCAUCCGACAGCAAGCCCGGCGCCACCUCUUCCCCUUCCCCCUCCUCGGCUCGCACCAUAACGGGGAUACGGUGGAUCGGGGUAUGCAUCCCACUUUACGUCUCGCUGUUUGUCUACGGCUUGGACGCUACCAUCGCCGCAGAUGUGCAAUCGACGAUCGUGGAGCAGUUUGGGGAGGUGGACGAGCUGUCGUGGAUUGGAUUUGGAUUUCCGCUGGGGUCAGUGGCGGUGAUCGGUGCGUGCGAUGUGUUGUACGCGCGCUUUCACAUGAAGUGGUCCUAUAUUGGGUCGACGGUGAUCUUUGCGGCGGGAUCGGCGCUGUGCGGUGCGGCCCCUAACAUGGCUGCCCUGAUUGUUGGUCGUGUCUUUGCAGGAGCAGGGGGUAGCGGACUGUAUAUGGGCUGUCUCAACUUGUUCACCAGCUUCACCAACCCUAAGGAGCGCGGCGCCUACAUCACGGGCACGGGCAUCACUUGGGGCCUGGGGGCGGUGCUGGGUCCGUGGGGGUGGGCCGACGGGCGUACCAUCGCGACCAUCGUGGUAUCUGCGGUCCUGUGGGUGUUGUGGGGGGUGCAGCAGGCCUGGUGCAUCUUGACCACGCUCGAGGACCGAUGCGUGCCAGUCCAGCUUCUUCGGUCUCGGUCUCAGAUUCUCCUGUACGUGGCGACCUCGAGCACCAUUACCUGCCUCUUCAUUGUCGUCUACUAUGUGCCCAUCUAUUUCCACUGGGUUUACGCCGUCGCCAGCCUCAAGGCCCCCGGCCAGGAAGGAGGCGCGCUCUGCCUGCAGAACUUCGCUCAGAUUGGCGGCUCCGUCAUCGCCCUCGUUAUUGCUGGCCAAGCCUUCCAGACCUAUGCACAGAGCGGGCUAACCGCGGCCCUUGCUGGCACCGGCUACACUACCGCCGACAUCCAGAGCAUCGUGACUGGCGCGCAGAGUGCUCUAUUCCAGAACCUUGACGCCGAGCACAAGAUGACGGCCAUCCUGGCUUUUACCAAAGCCAUGCAGAAGGUGUUCAUUCUGGUGUGUGUGGGUGGCGGGACCCAUCUGGUUGCCAGCCUCUUGAUGAAGGGGGAGAAGCUUGCAGUGUGA
This is a messenger RNA of Aspergillus aculeatus ATCC 16872, 1197 nucleotides long. RefSeq lists its product as uncharacterized. The coding region runs from base 1 to 1197 and encodes 398 amino acids. The record is from RefSeq and is a predicted model, not a curated record. Lineage: Eukaryota; Fungi; Ascomycota; Eurotiomycetes; Eurotiales; Aspergillaceae. Gene Ontology annotation, biological process: transmembrane transport. The transcript is spliced from 3 exons. Gene Ontology annotation, molecular function: transmembrane transporter activity.